CCCGCCCAGCCCACGUAGCCCCUCCCACUCAGCGACGCCGUGCAGAUGUUCUCCAUCCAGCUCUUGUCUUUCUGUUAACGCGAAUUGAGCCUCACCUGUGGAGCUAAAGGAGCUUGUAGCAUGGCGUACACGGUUGCAGGUGGAACUAAGAAGAAGGUCUGCUACUACUACGACGGUGAUGUUGGAAACUACUAUUAUGGACAAGGACACCCCAUGAAGCCACAUCGGAUCCGCAUGACUCACAACCUCCUCCUGAACUAUGGCCUCUACAGAAAAAUGGAGAUCUAUAGGCCACACAAAGCCACCGCAGACGAGAUGACCAAAUACCACAGUGACGACUACAUCAAGUUCCUCAGAUCCAUACGGCCAGACAACAUGUCCGAGUUCAGCAAGCAGAUGCAGCGCUUCAACGUUGGGGAGGACUGUCCUGUGUUCGAUGGCCUGUUUGAGUUCUGUCAGCUGUCAGCCGGCGGUUCUGCUGCUGGGGCUGUGAAGCUGAACAGGCAGCAGACGGACAUUGCCGUGAACUGGGCGGGGGGACUCCACCACGCCAAGAAGUCUGAGGCUUCGGGCUUCUGCUACGUGAACGACAUUGUGUUGGCCAUCCUGGAGCUCCUCAAGUACCACCAGAGGGUGCUUUACAUCGACAUUGACAUCCACCAUGGAGAUGGAGUGGAGGAGGCCUUCUACACCACUGACAGGGUCAUGACGGUGUCUUUCCAUAAAUACGGAGAGUACUUCCCUGGAACUGGAGACCUCAGGGAUAUUGGAGCUGGAAAAGGCAAAUACUACGCUGUAAACUUUCCCCUGCGGGAUGGGAUUGAUGACGAGUCAUACGAGCAAAUCUUCAAACCCGUGAUGUCAAAGGUGAUGGAGAUGUACCAGCCCAGUGCUGUGGUUCUGCAGUGCGGUUCAGACUCCCUGUCAGGAGACCGCCUCGGAUGCUUCAACCUCACCAUCCGCGGUCAUGCCAAAUGCGUGGAGUACAUCAAGUCCUUCAACCUCCCGUUGCUCAUGCUGGGGGGAGGAGGAUAUACCAUUCGCAAUGUGGCGCGCUGCUGGACUUACGAGACUGCUGUGGCUCUGGACACGGAAAUCCCAGACGAACUGCCUUACAACGACUACUUUGAGUACUUUGGACCCGACUUCAAGCUGCACAUCAGCCCCUCCAACAUGACCAACCAGAACACACAGGAGUACCUGGAUAAGAUCAAGCAGCGCCUGUUCGAGAACCUGCGGAUGCUUCCUCACGCUCCAGGAGUUCAGAUGCAGGCCAUCCCAGAGGACGCCGUCCCAGACGAUCCGCUGGACGAGGACAAGGAGGAUCCCGACAAACGCCUGUCUAUUCGGGCCACGGAUAAGAGGAUAGUCUGCGAGGAGGAGUUCUCCGAUUCAGAGGACGAAGGGGAGGGAGGCCGGAGGAACGUGGCCAGCCACAAGAAGGGAGGCAAGCGGCCCCGCCUGGAGGAGGAAAAGAAGGAGGGAGAGGAGAAGAAAGCUGAUGUAAAGGAAGAGGAGAAGACGAAGGACAGCAACUCAGAGAAAACGGAUUCCAAAAGUGUGAAGACGGAGCAGAGCAGCAGCGCCUGAACCCGGUUCUCCGCCGUGCAGCUCGUCACGGAGAGGCAUUUUAUUUAUUGAGACUCCAUGGUUGGACUCCAAGUCCCUUCCAACAACCACUUUGCAUUUUUUCCAGAACCAUGUGUUUCCAAUGUGCUUGAUCUUCUGAAGGAAACUUGAGCUCUUUUUGUUUUUAGCAAAACUCUGCAGGUGAAACUCCAAUAGAAGUUGUUAAUUUUUGAUAAUUUGCCUUUGUUAAUAAAACUUUUUAUACUGUU
This is a messenger RNA of Oryzias latipes (Japanese medaka), 1838 nucleotides long. Its product is annotated as histone deacetylase 2. Lineage: Eukaryota; Metazoa; Chordata; Actinopteri; Beloniformes; Adrianichthyidae. Gene Ontology annotation, biological process: heterochromatin formation. Gene Ontology annotation, cellular component: NuRD complex. The record is from RefSeq and is a predicted model, not a curated record. Gene Ontology annotation, molecular function: histone deacetylase activity.